This is a messenger RNA of Anopheles nili, 1536 nucleotides long. Its product is annotated as fatty acyl-CoA reductase wat-like. Gene Ontology annotation, molecular function: alcohol-forming very long-chain fatty acyl-CoA reductase (NADP+) activity. Bases 1 to 1536 code for a protein of 511 amino acids. The transcript is spliced from 4 exons. Gene Ontology annotation, cellular component: peroxisome. Lineage: Eukaryota; Metazoa; Arthropoda; Insecta; Diptera; Culicidae. Gene Ontology annotation, biological process: long-chain fatty-acyl-CoA metabolic process. The record is from RefSeq and is a predicted model, not a curated record.
AUGAGCUUACAGGAGUUUGCAUCGAACCAAUCCUUGGUGAAGGAUUUUUACCAGGGUAAAACUGUGUUUUUAACCGGCGGCAGUGGAUUCUUGGGAAAGCUAUUCAUCGAAAAGCUAAUCAAGUGUGAUGUGAAGGAAGUCUUGCUACUCUUGCGCUCAAAGAAAGGUGUCAACCCACAGGAUCGUCUCAAGGCUUUGCUGAAAAAGGAGGCGGUGUUUGUGAAUUUCCCGCAGCAACCAAACCUCUAUCUAGACAAGCUGAAAGUGAUCGAGGGUGACGUCAGCAAGCCAGGGCUCGCUAUUGGUAACGAUGACUUGGAUUAUGUCGUCAAAAAUGCACACAUAAUUAUUCACUCAGCGGCGGACGUGAGAUUCGAUGAAUCGCUAAAGGAAGCGGUGGAAACGAACGUUCGUGGAACGGAACACUUGCUGAAGAUCGCUGAAAACUGUGAAAAUCUAAAGAUUUUCGUGCACGUUUCAAGCGCAUUCUCGCAGUGCAUCCAUUCGAACGUGAAGGAGGAGUUUUAUACACCACAUGUAGAUCCGUUGACAUUGAUCAAGCUGGUUGAGAAUGAGCCAAGGUUGGCGGAGUUCGAGGCUAUAUCGAAGAAAAUAGUCGAACCAUGGCCGAACACGUACGCCUUCACAAAAGCUCUUGCUGAAGAAGUGGUCCGCCAAUAUCGAUCGAAGGUACCGAUCGCGAUCGUGCGUCCCUCUAUCGUAACGACAACCUACAAGGACCCAAUCGAAGGAUGGACAGACAACUUUUACGGCUUUAAUGGCGUGGUGAGUGGCGCCGGUACUGGGGUACUGCGGAUCUUCCACAUCCACGACGAGUACAAGGCGAACAUCAUCCCGGCGGAUAUCGUGAUCAACGGGACGCUUGUUGCAGCCUACCAUGCGGCAAACCACCCGGAAGAGGACAACGUGUUCAACUGCACGAUGGAUGAAAACUACACGACGUGGGGUAACAUCCGAAACGUGUGCCUUUCGCAGCGAGGCGUCGUAGCGGUGAAGAAGUCACUAUGGAUCCCGACCUACAACACGACCCGCUACCAGUUCGUGGCGAGCUUCCUGCAGAUCUUCUACCAUCUCAUUCCGGCCGUGUUCUUCGAUCUGAUGAUGCGUGCCCGUGGGGAAAAGCCACAGAUCCUGCGGCUCUACCGUAAGGUGCAUCGGUUUUCAGACGUGCUGCGGUUCUUCACCAACAACCAGUUCAAGUUCGCGACAGCACGCAUGCGCAGUGUUGUGGAUGACAUGACGAUCGUCGAUCGGUAUCUCUUCCCAUGUGACAUGCGAUCGGUCGUGUGGAGCAAGUUCUUGGUCAACCAUAUCCUUGGCUGCCGAGUGUAUCUGCUAGAGGAACCUUGGGAUACGAAUGAGGAAGCGCUCAGGAUCCACUGGAGACGUCAGGUGAUCCACUGGUGUAUGCUCGGAGUUAUCUAUUCAGCUUACGCCAUGGUGGCACUCCGUCUUCUGGAAGCCGCUGGUGUACCGGAUCUGCGGACGUUCCUGGGUUGCGUGGAAUUUGCGUAA